This is a messenger RNA of Clupea harengus (Atlantic herring), 1512 nucleotides long. RefSeq names its product fibrinogen gamma chain (gene fgg). Lineage: Eukaryota; Metazoa; Chordata; Actinopteri; Clupeiformes; Clupeidae. The record is from RefSeq and is a predicted model, not a curated record. Gene Ontology annotation, molecular function: extracellular matrix structural constituent; signaling receptor binding; protein-macromolecule adaptor activity. Gene Ontology annotation, biological process: blood coagulation, common pathway; positive regulation of heterotypic cell-cell adhesion; platelet activation. Gene Ontology annotation, cellular component: fibrinogen complex.
AUCUCCACAGAGGACCCUGAUCGGAUAAAUAUUCCUACAGGAGUUCAGAUAGUCAGAUCCUGUCCAAGGGCCAGACAAGAGUGACAGAGAGCAACAUGGCUCCCCCUCUACUGCGCACGUUUGCUUCGGCACUGCUUCUAACCUCUCUAGCUUAUGCGCAACUCCGUGGGGACUCUUCAGCAGACUGUGUUCAAAGUGAUGAAUUUGGAAAAUACUGCCCAACUACAUGUGGAAUAGCAGAUUACCUUCACAAGUAUAAACCAGCAGUGGAGGAAGAUCUGCGAUAUAUGGAGGAAAUACUGGAAGACAUUUCCAACACUACCAAGGGGGCCCAAGAGAAGGUCAACUACAUGAAAGACCAGGCAACAUCAGCCCAGAAAACCUCAUCAGACCUCUACGUAAAGAAGUCAAACAGCAUGUUGGAUGAUAUUCUACGCUACCAGAAGACCAUUGUGUCCCAGGAAGAACAGCUAUAUGCACUUCAACAAAUUAUAGAGUCCAAUUCCAAGGACCUGCUGACUCUGAGGCAGAUGUCCGUUCAGAUUGAGCAGAAAUGCAUGGAGCCCUGCAAGGAGAAGGUGGAGAUACAGACCAUCACAGGCAAAGACUGUCAAGACGUGGCCAACAGAGGGGCCAAGGUCAGUGGCCUGUACUUUGUGAAACCAGAGCAGGCAGAAGAGGAGUUCCUGGUAUACUGUGAGAUUGACAGCUUUGGCCGUGGGUGGACUGUACUCCAAAGGAGACGUGAUGGCAGUGUGGACUUCAACAGAGAUUGGGUCCCAUACAAGGAAGGUUUUGGAUACCUCUCUCCAGAUGACAGCACAGAGUUUUGGCUUGGGCUUGAGAAGAUGCACAAGUUGUCUGUGCAGUCAAACAUUCCUUAUGUGCUGAGAAUAGAGAUGAUGGACUGGAAUGGAGUGAAAAAGUAUGCUGACUACUCCUCGUUCCGAUUGGGUGCCGAGCAGGACAUGUAUCGCCUGACCUACGCCUACUUCAGUGGCGGAGAUGCUGGGAAUGGCUUUGAUGGCUUUGACUUUGGUGAUGACCCCAGCGACAAGUUCUACACAUCCCACAAUGGCAUGCAGUUCAGCACGCCGGACAAAGACAAUGACAAGUAUGAUGGAAACUGCGCUAAGCAGGACGGGUCAGGCUGGUGGAUGAACCGUUGUCACGCUGCUCAUCUCAAUGGAAAAUACUACCAGGGCGGGCAUUACACAGAGAAGGAUGCUGGCGAAAAUGGUUAUGAUAAUGGCAUUAUCUGGGCAACAUGGCAGAGCCGCUGGUACUCAAUGAAGGAGACAACCAUGAAGAUUAUCCCCAUCAACAGACUGCAUGCUGGAGGCCAGCAAUCUGGAGCCAAGACUGUUGGAGAUAUGUGAAGGCCAUCUUGAGAGACCUCCACUUCAACAUUCCUUGUGUUGCACACUGUUGUUCUCUCUACGGUCAUGUCAGUCCCGAGCUUGCCUUCUGUACUAAUAUGACCAAUGAAUAAAUGUUUUCUGUUUUCUUAAA